Molecule: messenger RNA, 437 nt
Organism: Olea europaea var. sylvestris
Lineage: Eukaryota; Viridiplantae; Streptophyta; Magnoliopsida; Lamiales; Oleaceae
Product: malate dehydrogenase, glyoxysomal-like
Exons: 2
Coding region: 94-426 (110 amino acids)
Cellular component (GO): cytoplasm; chloroplast
Molecular function (GO): L-malate dehydrogenase (NAD+) activity
Source: RefSeq, a predicted model, not a curated record
ACAUAGAAAUUCUACAACGCGAAUUCUUGAUACAGAUAAGCAAAUUCGCAUAUUGUGCUCUCGAUAACAAAAUUAAUUAUCUGAAGUGGAAAAAUGCAGGCAAGUGCAGAUGUUAAUCGACGGAUUGCCAGAAUAACAGCUCAUCUUAAUCCGCGCACUAAUAAUCUUAAGAUGGAAGGGAGUUCGAAUUUGAGACUGGAGAACUGUAGGGCAAAAGGAGGAUCACCUGGAUUCAAGGUGGCAAUAUUGGGUGCAGCAGGUGGCAUAGGCCAGCCAUUAGCAAUGCUUAUGAAGAUGAAUCCAUUGGUAUCGGUGCUUCAUCUUUAUGAUGUAGUAAACACUCCAGGAGUAACAGCAGAUAUCAGCCACAUGGACACUGGUGCUGUGGUAAUUCAUUUUUUAUCAUUUUUAAUUUCCAUUAGUUAACUGAUAUUCUA